Helicoverpa armigera (cotton bollworm) is the source of this 2588-nucleotide messenger RNA. RefSeq lists its product as uncharacterized. The coding region runs from base 558 to 2543 and encodes 661 amino acids. NCBI's taxonomy places the organism in Eukaryota, Metazoa, Arthropoda, Insecta, Lepidoptera, Noctuidae. The record is from RefSeq and is a predicted model, not a curated record. The transcript is spliced from 3 exons.
ACAAGCAAAGUAAUCCUAUAAGAAAAAUUAUAAGUCUAUUACUACUUAUAACGUUCUUGUUAUGGUAUUGCGGUAGACUCUAUGACUUAUAACAGCAUUUGCCAAGCCUAAACAUACUCAAGCGCAUUAGAUUUUAUAUCUCGGUCUUAUAGUCCGCUACAAGACUGACCUCUAAAACAUUUAUAAGACACUUUUACUAGUAGCAGCAUUUCACAAGCAUAGAUAUGCUCAAGAGUAAUUGUUUUUAUAUAUCAGUCUUAUAGUUAACUACAAGAUUAUCUUUUAGGACACUUAUAGGACUAAACAAUCCUGAAUAAUAUUUUGAUCCUAUACUAGCAUUUUGUGAGAGAAAACGAUAUUAUAACAUCCUUAGCUGAGACCACUACAAGUUUGUGCCGUCAUAGUCUUGCUCAAGACUUUUAUUAGCCUUAGAACUUAAUAAGAGCGCUAUAAGUUAAAAAAAACUUAUAAACUUGUAGAUCAAACACUUUAUUAGUAAACGUCAGCCAUUUUGUAACAUUCAGUUGUACCCGUCCAUUGUGAGAAUUCAGUUUAAUAUGAACUUAAAUGAUUGGAAACGAUUGAAAAGAAGUGGUGGUUACAGGAGAAAGGUAAAAAAUAGGUAUAAAGAAUUAAUUAUGUCAGGGUCUUCAGAAAUAAAAUCAAGUGCGUUAGGCGGAAUAAUUGAGGGUUCCGUGAGCAGAAAUAUUUUUCCACGUCUUCCCCACGACUCAGAAAGUGAAGAAGUUCAGAACAGCGAAGAAGAAUAUAUCGAAGAGACCACUGACUAUGACAAUAAUCAUGAAUUUCUGAAAGACAUGCAAAGCUGGGCUAUAAAAUUUAAUAUACCUCACCUGGCCCUAAACGAACUCUUUACUUUUUUGAACAAAAGAUUAGGUAAUGUUUUACCCAAAGAUGCUCGUACUUUACUUCAUACAAACAAAGAAACGGUGCAUAUUACAACCUCAGAUCCAGGACAGUAUUGGCAUAACGGAUUGAUUAAAUGCCUAAAAAAUACACUGCAGGGGCUGGAUUUGAAUACUUUACGAAAUACGAUUUCGUUAAAUGUAAACAUAGAUGGGUUGCCUGUAUACAAAAGUUCAAGACAUCAACUCUGGCCUAUUUUGUGUAACAUCUUUGAAAUUCCCCACAUACCUCCCUUUGUGAUUGGAAUUUAUGCGGGUGAAGGAAAACCAUCUGAUCUAAAUGCUUAUUUAGAGUCUUUUGUGAAAGAAAUGAACGAACUUGAAGAAUAUGGAUUAGAUACAUCGUUGGCGCCAAAUGAAUCUAAAAUCAAAGUCAAAUUAAGAGCCUUCAUUUGUGAUUCACCAGCAAGAGCCUUGAUUAAAGGUGUCACAAAUUUUAAUGGAAAGCAUGGCUGUCUGAAAUGUACGGUGAUUGGCGAAUACUCACAUAAAUCAAAUACUGUAACAUUUCCUAAGUCCAAUUGUCCUAAAAGAAACGAUAAAGAUUUUCGUGCUAAAAAAUAUGAAGAACACCAUAAGCAUGAUUCUCCGUUAUUGAAACUAAACAUAGAUAUGAUAGAGGAUUUUCCUGUGGCAGACUCAUUACACCUAAUAGACCUUGGCUUGAUGAAGCGGUUGUUGAUUGGAUGGCGUGACGGAAAGUUGGGAAAAUACCUAACCAAAUGGAGUGCUCGUGAAAUUGAUAUUGUCAAUAGCUUUUUACUGAAUUGUCAAAUGCCCAAAGAAAUUCACAGAUCAAUGAGAUCUGUAGAUGUUUUGGCCCAUUGGAAAGGUUCCGAAUACCGCUCUUUUUUUUAUUAUCUAAGCGUUAUAAUUUUAAAUCACGUGCUCAAACCAGAACCAUUUUAUCAUUUUUUAAACUUGUUUUGCGCCAUAACGAUUUGCUCAAAUGAAAAGCAUUUGCCACUCUUGCCAAUUGCUGAAAAAAUGUUAGAAGAUUUUACAGAAAGUUUUAAGGCCUUCUACGGGCGAGACUACAUUACUAGUAACAUACAUAAUUUAACACAUAUAGUUGACGAAGUAAGAAAAUUUGGUAUUCUGCAAACUUUUAAUGCAUAUCCUUUUGAAAAUAAAUUAUACGCUAUUAAACAAACUAUCAGACAUGGAAAACAACCAUUACAGCAAGUUGCAAGAAGAAUAAUUGAAAGGCAGUUAAUCGAAACGGAGCAUCUUAGCGAAGAAAUUGUACACUAUCCAUAUAUUAAAAAAAACCAGCGAAACGGUUUAUUAGUUUUACACCUAGAAACAUAUAUUUUAUCAUCGAAAGAUGAAGACAAGUGGUUUCUUACUGACAAAAAUCAUGUAAUAGAAUUAAAAUCCAUCAGCUUAAAAGACAACACUAAGCUUGAAAUAGAAAUCACGGGAUAUCGCAUUGUUAAUAUCCUCGACGCUUUUGAAAAACCACUAAAAUCUUCUUUUUUGAAUAUUUAUAAAUGCGAUUGUGCUCCUAUUGAAAAAUCGGAGGUAUUAUGCAAAGUUCAAAAUAUAAAAUGUAAACUAGUUAGUAUUACUUACAAUUCAGAGAUAUUUUUCUUACCAUUGUUACAUACCCUGUAAAUUUCAAGUUUAAAGAGCAAAAAAUAAAACGAUACUUUAUAACAA